Molecule: messenger RNA, 5002 nt
Organism: Sciurus carolinensis (gray squirrel)
Lineage: Eukaryota; Metazoa; Chordata; Mammalia; Rodentia; Sciuridae
Product: adenylate cyclase type 10-like
Exons: 31
Coding region: 23-4834 (1603 amino acids)
Biological process (GO): cyclic nucleotide biosynthetic process; intracellular signal transduction
Cellular component (GO): cytoplasm
Molecular function (GO): adenylate cyclase activity
Source: RefSeq, a predicted model, not a curated record
GGCGGGCAGCCCCGCCGCCGCCAUGGCGACCGGCGAGCGGGAGGCGGCGCCGCCUCUGUGGCCUGUGGAGGCCCGGUUGGCGGCGCUGCUUCCCGACCUGCUGGUCUUCAGGAAGCCCCGAGGGUCGGAACCCGAGCUCGCCACUGCCCAGGGCGUCCUCCUAGGCGUCCACGUGAUGGGUUUUACAGCCUUAAUGGACAGAUUCAGCCUGACGUGCAAAUCGGAACAUGACAUGGACAAACUGGCCCACAUCUUCAGUUACUACAUUAGUGACAUCGUGGAGCAUGUGCUCUGUUUUGGAGGGGAUAUCCUAAAUAUAACAGGGAAUGUACUCCUGGCACUCUGGACAGUGGAGAAAAAUCAACUAAGUGACAUCAUUACCCUGGUGGCAAAAUGCAGUCUAGAGAUACAGGAGAAAUUUGGAAUCUACCAUACCAGAGAAGGCCAGGAUCUGCGGCUAAAGAUAGGUCUGUCUGCAGGUCGGAUUUCCCAGGUUAUUAUUGGAGAUGAGCAGCGGCAAUACCUCUUGGUGAUUGGGCGGGAUGUAGAUGGUGUCCAGUUAGCUCAGCGUUUGGCUCAGGCAAAUGAGAUUGUCCUGUCCUGGAACUGCUGGAAGCUCUGUGAGCAGUACAUGUUUGAAGUGGAAAUCAUGAGGGAGGAUGAAGCUGUGAAGUUAAGAGAUAUGCGGAUCAUUAACCCAUUUGAUUUUGAUGAGCAUUUUGACAAGUGCCUUGAUUAUCUGCCACAUUACCGUACAAGUGCUGAGACACUAAGAACUGCACUGGAAUUGGAUCCAAACUCUGCACUUGAGCAAACACUGCGGAAGUAUAUAAUGAAAAACCUUUUGAAGAAGAUCAAUGAAGGCCAACCUAUGGAGUAUGUGUCUGAAUUCCGUACAGUGACUAUAGUUUUGGUGAACCUUGAGUUCCAGAAGACAGCAUGGAUGUUGCAUUUGUGUCAUCUUAUCCAGGAGGCUGCCUUGUAUAUCUCUACAGUCAUCGAGAAAGGGGGUGGCCAGUUAAGCCGGAUCUUUAUGUUUGAGAAAGGCUGCAUGUUCCUCUGUGUUUUCGGCCUUCCUGGAGAUAAGAAGCCAGAUGAAUGUGCACAUGCCCUGGAGAGCUCCUUCAGCAUCUUCAGCUUCUGCUGGGAGAAUCUUGCUGAGACCAAGCUUGUUUCCAUCAGUAUCACCAAUGGACCAGUAUUCUGUGGCCUGGUUGGGGCAGUAGCAAGACAUGAAUAUACAGGUAGAACGUAUUGGAUUAUUAGCUCUAUGACUCAAGGGAUGAAGGUGGAGGAGGUGGUCCAAAUUUUUUCCACCCUUUGCUGUCUCCCUAACACAGUUAUUGGCCCAAAAGUGAGCCUUGUGGCCAGAAUGAUAACUGCUUAUCCAGGUUUGGUGUCCUGUGAUGAGGUAACAUAUUUAAGAUCCAUGCUACCUGCUUACAACUUUAAGAAACUACCAGAGAAAAUGAUGAAAAACAUCUCCAACCCAGGGAAGAUGUAUGAAUAUCUUGGCCAUAAAAGAUGUAUAAUGUUUGGGAAAAGACAUUUGGCCAGAACGAGAAAUGAAAAUCACCCUUUGUUAGACCGGGAAAAAGAACUGGAGGCCUUCACGUUGGCACAGCAGUGGUGUGUGCAACAGAAGAAGGGUCAGGCAGUUCUGUAUGAAGGUGGAAAAGGAUAUGGAAAAAGCCAGCUGUUAGCUGAAAUAAACUUCUUGGCCCAGAAGAAAGGGCAAAGGGUGUUGCCAUUGAAGCUGAAGGAAGCAGAUUCCCAGCAGUGCUUCUACGUUAUCCAAACCCUUAUGGCCAUCUUCUUUGAGAUUGAUAUAUGCCCAGCCUAUUACCGGCAGGAGUGCCUGCACAGACAUCUCUAUGGAAUGGUGAAUGAACCACUUCAUUGCCUUUUUAAUGAUCUCUUCUUUGUGAAGUUUCCCUUAUCCUUCAAAGUUUCGCACAUGGAUGACCUGACCAGACAGACAAAGGUUAAAGAGUGUUUUAUUCAAGUGCUUCAGGAGGCAGUGAGGGAAACACCACUGAUUUUCCUCAUUGACGAGGCCCAGUACAUGGAUGCAGCUUCCUGGGAGUUUUUGGGAACGUUGCUCUCCAGUGUGCCCAUCAUCAUGGUGAUGACGUUGACCCCUCCUGUCACACUGUGUGGCUGGGCCCAGCACUUCCUACAGAGCCCUCAGGCUAUCCAUGUGCCCAUUUCAAAGUUGGCAGCAACCUCGCUGUUGAGAAUGGCAUGUUGGGAACUAGGGGUGGUGAGCAUCCCCCAAGAGCUGCAGAUCUACCUUCUGCACAGGUGCUUUGGAAUCCCCCUGUAUUGUGAGGUCCUGUGCCAGGACCUUCUCUCUAAGGACAUAUUACUCUUUCAUGACCUAGAAAAGGAGGAGGAAGAGAACAGCAAAUGGGAAACCCUCUCAGCCAAUGCCAUAAAAUCCACAAUGUAUAGUAUUUCUCCUGCCAGUUCUGAAGAUCAGGAAGUUUAUGUCUGCACAGUCAAAGAUGAUGUGAACUUGGAUACAGUGCUUCUCCCACCACUGUUAAAAGAAAUAGCAGUAAACCAACUGGAUCAACUAAGCCCAGAGGAACAGUUGCUGAUCAAGUGUGCUGCAAUCAUUGGUCACUCCUUCCAUAUAAAUCUGCUGCAUCACCUCCUGCCUGGCUGGGAUAAAAAUAAGCUACUUCAGUUGCUGGGAGCUCUUGUGGAUAUGCAUGUGCUCCGCUGGCUAGAGCUUCCUGCUGAGUCCAUGUUAGUGCCAUCCAUUAUUGACAUCAUUGAUCAAACGAAAGAGAAGAAAAAGUCAGAUGCAGGCUCAGCAUCUCCUCUCAGUCUGCAAAAAGAACCGUCCCUGCCUCAAACUGAUGUUCUAGAAUUUGGAAUGCCUCUAUUGCGGGAAGCUGCUUGGGAGCUGUGGCCCAAGGAACAACAGAUUGCAUUGCACCUUGAAUGUGCCUGUUUUCUCCAAGAUUUGGCCUGCCGCUGUGGGAGCUGCCAUGGAGGGGACUUCGUCCCUUUUCAUCGUUUUGCAAUCUGUUCUACUAAGCGCUCUGGUGGGACCUUUAGAUUCUGUACUUACAAAGAUACAGGCUCAGUGCUAACACAAGUGACCACAGACAAAUUGCAGCUGCCUUCUCCCCAAGAUAGUUUUCAUUUCCAGGAAAAAACAUUCAGAAGUCAGGAGACCUUCUCAAGUAAACAACACAGCAGAACAGAGGAAGAGUUCCUAGAGCAAGUGAACAAGAAGCUGGCUCAGACCAGCCCCGAGAAAGACCUGUUGACCACAAAACCCUGCCGCUGUGAGGAAGUCCUGAAAUUAGUGCUCUCACCGCUCACCCAGCACUGCUUGGUUGUUGGAGAAACCAACUGUGCAUUUUAUUACCUGCUGGAGGCUGCUGCUGCCUCCUUGGACCUGUCAGAUAAUUACAUGGCCUUCUUUUAUUUAAGGAAGGCAAGCAGUCUUCUGGGUCAGCCCUCAGCAUUCUCAUUCUUGAAAAAGCACAAAGUGAAGAUCUGUCAGUUUGAGGAGGCCACUUUCUGCAGGCUUCGGUCAGAGGUCUGUUUCAACAUGGGACAGAUCACCUUGGCCAAAAAAUUGGCUAGGCAAGCCCUUCGACUGCUGAAAAGGAAUUUCCCUUGGACCUGGAUUGGUGUCUUUUUCCAAACAUUUCUAGAAAAGUAUUGGCAUUCCUGUUUCCUGAGCCAACCUCCAAAUAACCCCAGUGAGAAUAAGAAGAAGCUGGCAGUCCUACAGCAGCGGGUGCAUUGCCUCUCUUUGCUCUGGCAGCUCUACAACCUAGAGGCCACAGCCAGUAGCCGCAGGUUUGCCUACCUGGCCACUCUCAUGCAGAAAAAUUCAGCUGAGGAGUUUGCAAAUGAAGCCCAGGUCGUCUCUACCUACGUGGACCUCUCCCAGUUCUCCCAGAACAUGGGCGAUAGGGAGAAGUGGCUGCACUGUGAACAGAUAGCCAUUCAGAAGAAUAGCCUAUGUUGGUUCUCCAGGGAGGGAUUAUUGGCUACAGCCCAGCUCAUGCAGGCCUUGGCCUACACCAAGCUCUGCCUUGGCCAUCUUGACGUCUCCAUCAAGCUGGGUUUUCAAGCUCAUGAGAUAUGCAGACACCUCAAGAAACCGGCUCUGGAGAAUCUAGUUCUCUCAGUUCUCUUCAGAUCUGCAUUUCUGAAGGAGAAAUUUGAUCUGUGUGUCCAUGUGCUGGAGAGUCAGUGGGCGCUCAUUUCCCAGGGUCAUGAUAUCCUUGGCCUGGCCUGCUUCUACUCUGCUUGCCUAGAUCUGCUGCUGUAUGGAAAAGGAUUGCUGUGUCGGCCCUUUGGCGAGUGUCUACGUUUCAUUCAACACUAUGGGCACAGCUGUGUUCUAACCUCUCAAAGCAACAUCAUGCUGGGGGUCCAUUCCUCCCUGGCCAUGUGGUUUGCCCAGAACUCACAGUGGGACCAAUUUGACCACCACUUCGCCAAGGCUUGCCGGUUGGUGAAGAGAACCAAUGCCUCACUAUUUGGUUCACAUGGUUUUGUCCGAUUCCUAGAGUGCCAUGUGCUGAUGUUACAGAAAGUGCCAGAGGGUGUCUUCAUGCAUGUUUCUCCAGAGACCCCCAGCCAAACACUUCAGUACUUUAAGGAGUUCUUCUCUCGAUGUGUGACCUGCCCUGUCUAUCACCAGUGGGUCUCUGAACUUAAGGCCUCUGUGAUGAGUUGUGGAAAGAAAGAAUCCAUGUUCUUGACUAACACCAUCAGACCUUUUGAUACCAGCUUGACUAGGAUUUGGAUAGAGGGAGAAUUCCUAAAGGAAAACAACUCUUAUGAAAAAAAAAUUUAGGAAUACAGAGAUUUGACAGAGGGCUGAUAUCAAUGAGAAUAAGGACACAGAAGAAACUCAACAAAAUAUAUAUUAAAACAAAAGAAAAAUAAUCUUAAAGGACCAGGAUUCUCAUAUUGUAUAUAAUACAAGGAAAUGCCCGACUGCAAUCUGUGUCUUUGUCAAAUA